AUGUCCGCUCCGAAUGACGGACCUGAUGGAUACAAGCUGUUCGUUGGAAGCCUACCCUCAGAUUGCACAUCAGAGGAGCUACAUUCAGUGUUUUCAACUUACGGCAUAGUAAGCCAUGUCCACAUGAUGAAUCCGCACCCAAGAUCUGGCCAGAGGUGUGCCUUCCUCUCUUAUUCCACUAAAUCUGCUGGCGACGAUGCAUGCAAAGUGCUGGACAACCAGUACAAGAUUAGAAGAGAUGCGCCACAUCCAAUUGUAGUUCGAUGGGCCAAGGAUUCUGGCUACGAACCGAAUGGUGCAAAAGCCGCAGGUGAUUGGGAUAGCAGUCAGCCGAAGAAGACGGAGGCAUCUCCAGAUGGUCACAAACUUUUUGUCGGUGGCCUUCCUCACGAUGUUUCGGAGGAAGAGCUGAGAAUAGUGUUUGACACAUAUGGAGUGGUCCAGCAUUGCCACCUCAUGGGCAUUCAUCCGAAGUCCGGGCAGAGGUGUGCUUUCGUGUACUACAAGACGCAGGAGUCUGCGCAGGACGCCAUCAAGGUUUUAGACAAGAUCUACAAGAUCAGAGAAAAUGCCCCCCACCCCAUUCAGGUCCGAUGGGCGAACAAAGACAGCCUGAAGUCCGCUCUCGGGGACAUCAAGGGAGUCGGGAAGGGCGAUUGGCCUACAAGCCAACGACCAGACUGGGCAAAUAGCAAGGGUGAUGAUUACUGGACCAAAGGCAGAGGUGACUACUACGGGAAAGGCGCAUGGAUUGGCAAGGGCAAGGAGGGCAAGGAGAAGGGGAAGUCCUGGACCAGCUGGGAGGACACAUCUUGGAGCUCUUGGCCUCAGGGCAAGGAGAAGGGGUGGUACGACUGGGGCAAAGGUUGGGACAAAGGAGGUGGUUGGGGUGGAAGUUGGGAUCGCAGCAAAGGCAGCUGGCAAGGUGAUGCCUGGCUAGAUGAUGGCUGGAGUCAUCACAACGGCCAUGGCAAGGGGAGAGAUGGAGCCUGGAAAGGCACCCGGCAAGAGCCCAGAUUAGAUCCCACAGGCACCAAGCUGUACGUGGCCAACCUCCCGGAAGACAUCCAGGAGAGCGCGAUCGAGUAUGUCUUUGGCACUUAUGGUACGGUCGAGAAAGUGCAUCUCAUGACCGGCAAGGUGAAGCAAGGAAGUAUAUCGGCCUUUGUGGAGUACGGCGACUCUGAGGAGGCAAGCACCGCAAUUAUGUCCUUGGACAACAAGUACGAAAUUAGAAAAGGGUACGGGCCUCUUCAGGUCCGGCUAGCCAAUGCUCCUGCCUCAUCUGGCAAGGGCAAGUCUUAUCGCGCGUUCAGCCUCACUGCCAUGAGGUGGCGAGGGCCGCCGCAAUUCUAUGUCAAAACGAUCCCGGAGUUGCAGCAGGUCAAGAGGCAAGGCAAGAAGACCGCAUGGCCGAUUACCGUGUCCUCGUGCGUAGUGUUGCAGCUCUCGCAUCCAGUGGCAUCCUCUGCGAUUCUUGCAGCUCUUCGUUGGGCUGUGGCGGAAGUCGCCGGCGUUGCGGAGGAACAAGUCUUUCUUUCUGUCGAGGGCAUGUUUGCUGAUUGUGGACGUCAACUUCAGCAAGAACUCGUCAACAGGUCUGUGGUUGUCACCGGUUACGAGAUCCGCAUACCGAAAUCUGCAGCGCUGGACGACAGCUCCGAAAAGAUGGCGGAAAAGGUGCGAGCUGCUCUCAGCAGCGCGACGAAGACAGACAUGGCGACGAAGCUCAAAGAGGCCUUUCUGUCACAGCCGGAACUGGCAGAAGUGGCCGUCGUGGUGUCGGUAAUGGGCGAGCCGAUACUGGAGCUUCUGCAGACAACUCUCGUGGGAGAAUUGUCCAGCAGCGCAGAAUCGAAGUAUCCCAGUCUCGUGCCAGAGGCCGUAACGAUUGGCAGCGCAAGUGCUUCGAUUCUGGCAAGCGUUGCUCUUAUUCUUUGGUGGCGACGGAGCAGCAAAUCCACGAAGACCCCACCGUGCCGUCGGCAUGGCGGACAAAGUUCAGUGGCUUUCGUGGGCGUUUCGCCAGCAGACACCAAUGACAUCUGGACACAGUCGAAAGCCACUGCGCAAAAUGCUGCGAGCACCUUCAAUGAGCAGUUGCCAGAAACUGCGCAGCUGCACCUGUGUUCCGGCAAGGGAUCGCAGUCGGAGGUGCAACCAGAGAGUUGCAAACAGGUGCACUCCCCUCGCUCAGCCCGGCGCAAAGUGUGGCGAGCAGUUCCCAUCCUGCGUGGGGAACAUGGUGACGAAGAGGCUCCCAGGAAGAGCCGCCAAGCCAAGCGCAAGGCACGCCGCCAGGCGCCGGCGCUCUCCCCGCCGCUCUCGCCGUUGAGUGUAGUGGUGGACACGGUCCAGGUGCUUCCUCCGGCGUAG
Symbiodinium sp. CCMP2592 is the source of this 2376-nucleotide messenger RNA. Lineage: Eukaryota; Dinophyceae; Suessiales; Symbiodiniaceae. The record is from the annotation of a GenBank genome assembly.